Molecule: messenger RNA, 1713 nt
Organism: Prorocentrum cordatum
Lineage: Eukaryota; Dinophyceae; Prorocentrales; Prorocentraceae
Source: the annotation of a GenBank genome assembly
AUGGUCACCAUGACCAUCACCUCGCCGUGGAUUGACGAGGUGAUGGUCACCAUGACCAUCACCUCUCCGUGGAUUGACGAGGUGAUGGUCAUCAUGACCAUCACCUCGUCAAUCCACGGAGAGGUGAUGGUCAUGGUGACCAUCACCUCGUCACCCAUCGACGUCGGCUGCGAUCGAGGUGGUCGCGAAUCGGGCCACCCAAACUGGUACGCCCAGCGCCUCAUGGGCCGCGUGGGAGGUCAGGACGAGGUGCAAUCGACAUCGAAGCGCGUCCGCAUCGGCAUCGCCAUGACGAGCGCGGCGGCGGCACCCACCGCAAGGGCGUCGUGUCUCGCCACCUUCAAGGGCGUCGUCGACUUCGCGCGGGCGGUGACCGCCCAGAUGGAGGAUGCGGAUCGGGCCCAGGUGAUCGAGCGCCAGGUCGCCCACGUGAAGAUGAUCGCCCGUCGUGGUGGUUGCGCCAGGGAUGACGCGACUCAGACCGUACACGCCAUCAACGCGACAGACAUCCUCACGGCCGCCCAGAAGCGCGAGCUGAUAACUGCAGUAACGGAGUCGGUGACGAUGGACAUCGCCAUGACGGGCAAGCGUGACGGGCGUAACUUCAACGUGCAGUACCAGACGCACCAGUACCCAGAGCACUACCUGACGACAGAGAUGCGGGCGCUGCUACAGGACCCCCACCUGGGGGUCGAGGCGAAGCUCGAUAAGGUUGGCGAGUACUUCGUGCACACCCUCGGCCUGCACUACCCCGACCAGAAGACGGUGCCUCGCUUGGCCGCCCUCGCGGUCGCGAGCGAGAUCGCCGCGGGUCGGGAGCCUACGCCCGCGCAGGCGUUCGAGUACAAGAACCAGCUCAAGGCUGGGCGCCCGAUGGGGGUCGCGUGCUGCCCAGAGGAGCAGAUCAAGAAGAAACGUGCAUCGAGGCGCUCGGCGCAAUCGUCUGUCUGCAACUACCCCCUCCUUGUGUCGCAAUUCGUCGAGAUCGAGCCGCAGGUGCUCGGGGCUUCCGUGCUCCCCAAGCCUCAGUUUAGCGAGGCCCUGCUCCUGCAAGCAGGGCAGAUCACGAAAGCCCGCAAAACGAACGGAAUAUAUGAGCACCCCUCGGGGGGCAGCAGCAGCAUGGUCCCGUUCGAGCGCCCGAACCCGAACAGCAGGCGCCAGGACGCAUUCAUGCAGCAGAUGAGCACGAUGCUUAACAUGUUCGGCCAGCUCAUGGGCACCGCAUCGGCAGGAGGGGGUCCGCGGCAGGGCGACACCCCGCUGACCUUCUUGAAUGAGCCCCCAUCGGGCUUGCGGAGGACCUCAUCAGCAGGGUCCCUCGAGCCGCCGACGACGCCCGCUCCAAAGGGCGCCGUGCCGGAUCCUGGCUCGGGGACGCCGCCGCUCCAAGCUUCGAGGAAGCGCGCGCUCGCCGAAGUCGAUGACGACGAAGACGAUGAGGAGCAGCAUCCAGCUAUGAAGAAGCCCGCCGCUGCCAGCGGGGGGCCCGCGGCGCCCCCGCUACCCGCGCUCAAGAAGCAGCCCCCCAUACAUUACAAGGAUUAUGCCAUCUAUACGGACGAGAAGAACUCCAAGUGGCGGGUCAAGAAGGUGGGCGUUGUCUGGGACAAGAUGUUCAGUUGGGGGACCUGGGGCGCGUACGGCGGCGACGAGAAGAAGGCGUGGAAGGCUGUGGUCGAGUGGAUCGACGGUGACAAGGGGAACUGGUAG